CCUGAUAGCUGACCUAAAAAAGGGGCGCGAUAUGCUUGCCAACGAGGACUGGAAGGGAGGAAAAUUGUUGGUAGAGACUCAGCAGAACGAACGCGCGUGGGCAGUGGGUUUUUCAACUGUCGCGAUUCCCAGUGCUUUAGCCGACUGCUUGCGCGACGACGCGAAGGCACUCAAAGUUAUGACCAACGACUACGAGAGGGGCCGCCCCGCUUUAUUGCUCAGUUGUCCUUGAAGCCUAUCCAUAGCGCGGGCUCCUCUCAAAUUAUUUAUGGCAGUAGAUUCAUUGCCAGCGGCCUUCUACUAAGUCUAAGACGCCGCACCCCUUUUAGCAAGCAAACAGAGGGAGAACAGGCACUACAAGAAGAGGCCUAGUUCUCGGGCCCUCCUUGUCGGGGAAGCAAAGUCUUAUUCUGUCUGGCAGAAAGACCUCGGGAAACCAGGAACAUUUAGGGGGUGGCGUUUUUAUUUCCAUCGCGCACCGGCGCAGAACACUGGCCACCCAUGUCUUUUACCAGAAGAUGGUUACUUAGCGCUUGGCGCGCCUCGUUGUGUGGAGAUACGUCAUGAUUCUAAUAAGAAGAAACCAGGGACGGAGCGGGCCACGAUAUUGACUAAGGCAGCGGCAGCCCUGAAGGGGCUCUGGAAUGACAUCGGGGAGAAAAUAGAAAACAGCUACGGACGAUUCUAUCGCCUUUGCGUAUCAUGUAGAUGCAGACUAGUAGCCAUAUGAUGCACGCCAAAAGAGAUGCUGCAAGAAUGUAGGUCC
Molecule: messenger RNA, 766 nt
Organism: Amoebophrya sp. A25
Lineage: Eukaryota; Dinophyceae; Syndiniales; Amoebophryaceae
Source: the annotation of a GenBank genome assembly